AUGGGUUUUGAGAGAUUGAAGACGAACGAAAUGGGGAUCUCAAAGCCAUGUAUGAAGAGCGUUUUCCUGCUUCAGGGUUGGAUGUUUGGGAAACAUCCUAUUACCGGGAGCCCACUGAAGCUGAGUGAUUUAAUCCCAGUUACUUUUCUCAAGAAUGCUGAAGGAGAGUAUCAUUGCCCCGUGCUAAAUAAAGUUUUCACUGAAUUUACUCACAUUGUUGCUGUCAGGACUACAGGGAACGUGUUCUGUUAUGACGCAAUCAAAGAAUUAAACAUCAAGACGAAGAAUUGGAAAGAGCUUCUAACUGAUGAACCUUUCACUAAGGAAGACCUUAUAACAAUUCAGGGCUGUUUUGCUGCUGCUAGAGGUAAUUUCGCUGCUGCUGCUGGGGCCUUUUUUACUGCUGUUGGGGCUGCUGCUGCUGCCUGGGCCGUUUAUUGCNAAGCCGUAUGGGUUGGGUUUCAAAACAUUGCUUGUGGGUCUUGUGUUCCAGUCUCUGAAAGAGUUGAUCAAACAAACUUUGUUCUGGUAAGUCGUACGGGGUUGGGUUUUAAAACUUUGUCUGUGGGUCUUGCGUUCGAGUCUUACGGAUCACAUGUUGGUAUUUUGUGGUCUUAA
Messenger RNA from Pistacia vera, 618 nucleotides. RefSeq names its product peptidyl-prolyl cis-trans isomerase-like 2. The coding region runs from base 1 to 618 and encodes 205 amino acids. NCBI's taxonomy places the organism in Eukaryota, Viridiplantae, Streptophyta, Magnoliopsida, Sapindales, Anacardiaceae. The transcript is spliced from 6 exons. The record is from RefSeq and is a predicted model, not a curated record.